AUGGUAGCAUUGCCAGAGCGAGGAUGGUUAAUUGGGGACUCGGGCUACCCCCUUAAAGAAUGGUUGCUCACGCCAUUUCUGUCUCCAAGUAACCAGCAAGAGGAGAAGUAUAAUGACGCGCUGACGAAGACAAGAAUCGUGGUAGAGAGAGCAUUUGGUGUUCUUAAAUCCAGAUUUCGGUGUUUGCAUGCGAGUGGUGCACUCUCUUGUUUUCACCCAGUAAAUGUUCUCAAAUUAUUGAAACAUGCUGUCGACUGCACAACACAGCAAUUAAUGCUAAUGUGCCACUUAGACACCAAGGAACUGUUUAAAACAUGAACCACAACGACAUCUACAAUGGACAUUUGCAGGGAACAGCUCAACAAAUUUGGCGCCAAGUAGCGGCUGUUUUGUGAAAAGGGAAAAAAUCGUGAUUCUUAAAUUUAAUAUGUCGGUGACCUAAUAAUAUACAUUUAUUGAAUAAGUUUGAGGGCAACAUGCGUUUUGUUGGACCCAAGAACAAAACUGCCUGCCUGAGGCUGUUAGGCCUCAGGCAGACAGUUUGUUUCGAGGGUCGACAAAACGCAUUUUGCCCGAGAACUCAGUCAAUAAAUGUUUUGUUAUACUUUUAUUUCAUUUUUUUGGACAUAUAUUUAUUUUGUACUGUCUUUCAUGAUGUAACCUCAGGUUCUUUAUUGCUGAACACUAACGAAUGAAAAGGAGA
Messenger RNA from Saccostrea cuccullata (small rock oyster), 703 nucleotides. Its product is annotated as putative nuclease HARBI1. The record is from RefSeq and is a predicted model, not a curated record. The coding region runs from base 1 to 318 and encodes 105 amino acids. Lineage: Eukaryota; Metazoa; Mollusca; Bivalvia; Ostreida; Ostreidae. The transcript has 2 exons.